Molecule: messenger RNA, 1125 nt
Organism: Ostreococcus lucimarinus CCE9901
Lineage: Eukaryota; Viridiplantae; Chlorophyta; Mamiellophyceae; Mamiellales; Bathycoccaceae
Exons: 1
Coding region: 1-1125 (374 amino acids)
Molecular function (GO): protein binding
Source: RefSeq, a predicted model, not a curated record
AUGAGUGAAGUUCAGGCGCGUUUGAGAGCCGCGCUCGUGGCAAUCGCGGAAGAAGACGUGAACGCUUUGUAUGAAGAAGAAAUUGAGGAUGCUAUCGCCACCUUGGACGACGGUAUACGACCGGAAGAGGAUGCGGAAGGAACUGUGUCUGGUGCGUGCGCCGCCGUGGGGAGGUUGGACCUUCUCGUAGAGGCGCGCGUGCUCGGGUAUCCUUGGAACGCGAAGACGUGCGCGAAUGCCGCCUCGUCUGGAUAUUUUAGGAUUUUGAAGUACGCGCACGAGCACGGGUGUCCUUGGGACGAGAAGACGUGCAUGGAUGCCGCCGAUGGUGGACAUUUGGACUGUCUGAAGUACGCGCACGAGAACGGGUGUCCUUGGAACACGUCGACGUGCUCAUUUGCCGCCAAUAAUGGACAUUUGGAGUGUUUGAAGUACGCGCACGAGCGCGGGUGUCCUUGGGACGUGUGGACGUGCGCGCAUGCCGCCUCGAAUGGACAGUUGGAGUGUUUGAAGUACGCGCACAAGCGCGGGUGUCCUUGGGACGUGUGGACGUGCCGUGAUGCCGCCUCGAAUGGACAGUUGGAGUGUUUGAAGUACGCGCACAAGCGCGGGUGUCCUUGGGACGAGGAGACGUGCUGGUAUGCCGCCAAGAAUGGACAUUUGGAGUGUUUGAAGUACGCGCACGAGCAAGGGUGUCCUUGGGACGCGAAGACGUGCUGGUAUGCCGCCAAGUAUGGACAUUUGGAGUGUUUGAAGUACGCGCACGAGCGCGGGUGUCCUUGGGACGCGAAGACGUACUUUUGUGCCAUGUCAAAUGGGAACAUGGAAGUCAUACUCUUCCUGAUUGAGCGAGAGCAUCCACACGCGCAGAGUCUACGACUCACCUGGGAAAAAGUAGCGAUGCCGAUUCUCCCGGACGCCGACGCGGUAAUCGGUCUCGAAAUCGCACUUUCUCGACAUCGGCAUCGACACGACGCCGACGGCGGGCACGUCUCCCUUCGCGAAAUCUUGCCUUUCUGGCGAGAGCACAGACGACUGUAUGACGAAGCGCACAGAGCGGCGCGCGUGGACGCGUCGCUACCGGAGAUCGACGAAGAACGGCGACGGGUCACAGAUGCCGGAUGA